AUGUUAACUUUAAGCUUUUUCCUGCUGGUUUUCAUUGCAAGAUUUAAGGCAGAGCAAUGUCGCAACAGAUAUUUUAAAAUCGUCAGCAGUGGUGAGUCUUCGUUCUCAGUUAUAAAACACAGUUUUAAGUUGCAUGCAGUGUAGAAUAUACCAGUUAUAUUGUUUUGAAAAACUCUCUUUAUAGUCAUGAGACGUAUAAUUUUCUAGAAUCUCUCAACAUUUUGUUUACUUUAUUUUAAAGAAGGUCCAUCGUUACCUCUUGAAGAGAUCAUAUCAAGCCACAUCGUCGAACGCCCUGUCCAUGUGAAUUGCAAUUUUUUCUGCUUCAAUGACAAUAAUGUAUCAAAAUGUGUUGGAUUUAACUUCAGAGAGAAAACCAAAGGGAAAGCUAUAAACUGUCAACUGACUAACACCGCUAAAAAAAGGAACCAUACAGAAGAGGGAGAAUGGACGUUGUAUCAGGAUGUCGAUGCCGUACGUAUAAAAUUGAGAUUGUUUAAAAAAAAACACAAAAAAACAUUCUUGCUUUCAUAUAUAUUUCAAAUUCGGGAACCGUCAUUUUUUGGGCGGCGCUAAAGGGGCGGCGCUAAAGGGGGGAGUGGGGGAUAAUUGCAAACCUCUCUUAAUUGCAAAUGACUAAUAAUUGCAAAUCCCAGUGAGCAUUUGUUUUUGUAGUCGGAAAAACAUGAAUUUGACAGGAAAAAUUUUGAGAAAAGAAAUAUUAAUCAGUGAUUGAAAUGGUUCGCUAAUGGUUCUGGUUCGUAUUAAUUAGUGAUCGGAAUGGUUUGCUAAUGGUUCUGGUUCGUAUUAAUUAGUGAUUGAAAUGGUUUGCUAAUUGCUAUUGGUUCUGGUUCGUAUUAAUCAGUGAUUGAAAUGGUUUGCUAAUGGUUCUCGUUCGUAUUAAUUAGUUAUUGAAAUGGUUCGCUAAUGGUUCUGGUCCGUUAAGGUAAUGUUCGCUAAUGGUUCUGGUUCGUGUAGAGAGCACGUUUUAGUUAAUUAUUUAUUCAUUUUUUUUUAAAUUCGGGUGACGGGUUUCGGGCAACAGACCUCAGCCCCUUCAAUGAGAUAGGUCCCGUACGCCUAUGUUUCCGGAUGGACCGCCUUCCAAUAAUAAUACUAAUAGUUAUAUUAUUUAUUUGUUUCGUUUAUUUGAAAAUUCAGUUAAUUUUCUUAUCUUAUAGGCAAAAAAUGAAAAUGAGGAAAAGAAAACGUCUGAAGGUAUUCCUCACGAUAAGAUUAUACCACUGACUUUAAGGCCUGCUAUACUGAGGGUUUCCCACUAACUAGCGGGACCUCUGAGGCCAAAUUGCGUCCCACUGAUGUUAAAAUAUGCCUUGUAUGGGGUGUGGUCGUCUGAGUCGCCCUAUAGUAUAUAAGCCUGCACAUCGCGGCCAUGCAUGUUUUUUUUGUUUCAAGUUUUCCAUGUUGAGAUAAGAUAACGUUAAAACAAACUGAAAGUGUCAAACUGCGGACAAGUUUCACAAUCAAACACAUAUACGCAAUUUACUCCAAUAAUAUAUAUCAUAUUUUUCUGUUUUAUGGGAAAACGUCGAGCAAUUAAGUCACAAAUCUGGUGAAAGAGAAGAUGGUGUAUACACAGAACAGGUUGACAUAAAUUUUUACUGUUUAUAUUCUAUUAGUUCAACCCACCUCAAGAAAACCUAUUUCGACAACAGCGACACCCGUGACAAGUUGUUCAAGUUUAUUCAAAUCUGGUGAGAGAAAAGACGGUGUUUACACUAUCAACCCUGAUGACCUUGGAUCUUUCCACGUCAGAUGUGAUAUGCAAACAGAUGGUGGAGGGUGGACAGUGUUCCAAAGAAGACAAGACGCAAGUGUAGAUUUCUAUCGUGGAUGGCAAGAUUACAAAAAUAGUUUUGGUGAUCUUAACGGUAAUUUUUGGCUUGGUUUGGAUCGAAUACAUCGUUUGACAAAGUCAGGACAAAAUAUUCUAAGAGUGGACUUGAUGGAUUGGACAAACGAUACAGCAAAAAAAUAUAUGAGUGCAUGA
Messenger RNA from Paramuricea clavata, 2011 nucleotides. NCBI's taxonomy places the organism in Eukaryota, Metazoa, Cnidaria, Anthozoa, Malacalcyonacea, Plexauridae. The record is from the annotation of a GenBank genome assembly.